AUGGCUGUGGAGUACGAGAAGCUCGCUACGUCAGACAGCGAGGACCAGAAUCUUGCAGAAUGGCGAGGUCUACACGAGCAGCAGCAACAACACCGCGGUUUCCGGCUUCGCCCGGACUGGAUUGCCUGGCUCCUCCUUCUCGUCAUCACGAAUACCGCUUCGCUCCUCUGGACGAACAUCUGGUCAUGGUCCAGUCUCGACCAUCUCAAGGCCCUCACAGUAUGGUGUAAGUCCUGACACUACUACUCCACUCUCUCCUACUGCUUUUCCAGUGGAUCUGAGAACCUUUGCAGCUCCGCUCCAUUCGACUCUACCCUACCAGCUGCACACCAUAAAACUCGACGUAAUGACACACACGGAUGCCCCAUCUCUCUGGCGCGCCGAUCCGAGCCCCGCGGUCGACAAACUAUGGAAGGACAAUUGGGACUCCAGACCGCUCGUCAUACCCGUAGGGGAUCUCGCAAAACUCGGCCAAGAUCCCGACUACGCGGUGCGCUGGCCGACGAAAAACUCCAGCCUGACGGUCGUGGGGAACCACGCACACCAUCUCCUGCACUGCCUGGACGAGCUCCGCCGAUCCGUGUGGGCGGACUACUACUGGCCCCAGGGCAAUCUCAAUCCGUUCUAUCGCAAUCAUCAGAUGCACUGCAUCGACAUGCUCCGCCAGGAUCUCAUGUGUCGCGUGCCGAGGGACGUGUACCCGCUGAUCUGGCAAGCGACGGAGACGACGCCGCAGCCGGAUUUUAAUAUUACAAUGAAGUGUGCGAGCUGGGAGGAUAUGUGGGCGUGGUGGGCGGAGAGGCAGUUGACGGAGGAGCAGACGCUGCAUGAAGAACCGGUGAAACCUGUGGGAGCGAAGGAAUGGCCGGCUCCGGCGGCACUCCGGGAGGAGAAUUCGAGACUCAAAGACUUGUGUAGCGAGCCAGGCAUAGUAUGUUCGCAGGGUGGAAUGCCCGUCGAAUGGUCUCACGAACAGACAUAG
Molecule: messenger RNA, 982 nt
Organism: Lecanosticta acicola
Lineage: Eukaryota; Fungi; Ascomycota; Dothideomycetes; Mycosphaerellales; Mycosphaerellaceae
Source: the annotation of a GenBank genome assembly